UAAAGGAAGAGUCAAGGUCGCUCCAGCUCAUCGUCAUAUACAAAGCAGAUCCUCUUAAGGGAGUUUUGUGAGAGAGAGAUCAGAAUUGAAAAGCAAUGGGGAAUCCAACACAAUCAACCUCCGUUGGGGUGAUAGAGGCUGUGGAGGAGAUCAUGAUGGCCUACAGGUCCCUGCCACCAAGGCCGUCCAUAGAGGAAGUUGAGGCAGCCAUAGCUGUGAUCAGGACAGCAGACAGUGAGCAGGAGCUCAGAGUUUGGGAGAUUGCCAAGACGCAGAGGCCCCCUGAUGUUCCGCAGAAGCUCUUCUCUUUGCUGCAGGAGGUCAAGAGGAACCUAGCCCUGUUGCAGAGCCAGCAGCAUAGGAGGGAGGCCAUGGCCUUGGUGGAGCUGGAUAAGAGCCUUCAAGUGUUUGAUGAAUUGAUUCAGAGAGUAUCUAAGACUGUCUCAGGAGAGGAAACCGAAGAGGAGGAGGAAGAGGAGAAGUGGAAGGAGGAAGUUAACGAUGGGAUUGGUAGAAGUUUGAGUUUGGUCGAAAAAUUGAAGGAUGAGAAGAAAGAGGAGGCGAAUUCUUUAUCAAAGCUUGAUGAUGCCUACUCAGUUAAUGGCGAUACAAAGCUAAGCCUCAUCCAAGUGGCAAGCUUAAUUGAAACUUCAGCUAAGAAAGGAGUUCGAGUCAUUGAUCUCCAAGGCAAGCUAAUGGACCAAAUUGAGUGGCUUCCAAACUCACUUGGAAAAUUACAAGAAGCCACUGAAUUGAAGAUAUCAGAGAACCGAAUCAUGGCUCUUCCAACGUCUAUUGGAAGCUUGAAAUGCGUAACAAAGCUUGACAUCCACUCCAAUCAACUCAUAAACCUACCUGAAUCAUUUGGAGAACUAUCCAAUCUGAUCGAUCUCGAUUUGCAUGCAAACCGCCUAAAAACUCUGCCUUCUACAUUUGGGAACCUUACAAAUCUAGUCAACCUCGAUCUGAGUUCUAACCAGUUCUAUGUUCUUCCCCACACAAUAGGGAACCUAACAAAUUUGAGAUGGUUGAACAUCGAGACAAAUGAACUUGAAGAGCUCCCUUACACUAUUGGAUCGUGUACUGCUCUCAUCGAGCUCAGGUUAGAUUUCAAUCAGCUAAAAGCAUUACCUGAAGCGAUCGGGAAACUCGAGUGCUUGGAAAUUCUUACACUGCACUACAAUAGAGUUAAAUCAUUGCCUAGUACUAUGUCUUCACUUUCUAAGCUUAAAGAACUCAAUGUCAGCUUCAAUGAGCUUGAGUCGAUCCCUGAGAGCCUUUGCUUGGUCAAAAGUCUAGUAAAGUUGGAUGUCGGAAGGAACUUUGCUGAUUUGAGAAUGUUGCCGAGAUCAAUCGGGAACCUAGAGAUGCUAGAAGAGUUGGACAUAAGCAGCAACCAAAUAAGAAUAUUGCCUGAUUCUUUCAGUCUUCUGGCGAAACUAAGAAUGUUCAAUGCAGAUGAAACUCCGUUGGAAAUGCCACCGAAAGAUGUUAUUAAAUUAGGAGCUCAGGCUGUUGUCCAGUACAUGGCCGAUUCAGUUAGAGCAAAGACUGAGGGUAGUCAACAGGCUGAGCCAAAGGAUUGUUUGUUUUGGUUGUGUUCAUUAUGUUCGACGAUAGAGGAAGAAUGACAAGCGAAGUAUACAAUUUGUUGCACUUUUGUUUGAUUUUUGCACAUUGCAAUCAUCUUUGAGUUUAAACUCUUGUUUGUUUGUAAGAGCCAAAAAUAAUGUA
Molecule: messenger RNA, 1734 nt
Organism: Zingiber officinale
Lineage: Eukaryota; Viridiplantae; Streptophyta; Magnoliopsida; Zingiberales; Zingiberaceae
Product: plant intracellular Ras-group-related LRR protein 5-like
Exons: 3
Coding region: 96-1631 (511 amino acids)
Molecular function (GO): protein binding
Source: RefSeq, a predicted model, not a curated record